CUUGUUGUGAGUUGUGCUUGGAUUGGAUUAUUAACCAAGGGCAUCUCUUCCACCCUUCCUUUAUCGUCGAUCAUUGUAACUUUUUGUUUCCUUCCACACCAAUGGUUUGCCUGCAAAUUUAACCAUCGGUUUUGACAGAUUGUGCUAUGUUUUUUAUGGGUUUUUUUUUGUAUAUUUUUUUUUUGACAGUACCACUGCAAGCGCUGCUUGGGGUAUGCAAGUUGACGAAGACCAUAGGUGGAAUUGGAGUUGGGUGGCAGGGAUUUCUGUGGUUCUUAUCUGCCUGAUCUUCUUUGGCAAGUUUCUCGAUGAUUACUACCCUCCCAACGUGAACAUUUACGAGAGGGGGAGGAAGGGUUUAUGGGGGGAUAAGGAGAAACCAGUGAAUGCCGAUCCCUACGUCCCUCCACCGCCGCCUGAGAAUGUCAAUGUUGUUGAAGAUGUGGAGUCGCCAGGAAACCGCUCAAGUGCAGCUUCUUCUUCUAUUACUCUGCCAGGAUCCUCCUCCGUGCAGUCGUUUGAUGGUGAGCAUCAUCGGCCUAGCUCGGUGGCAUCAUCAGUGUGGGGGUUCCUGCACCGUGCAAUGGAUGCUUUUUCUACUCCAUCCGGAUACUCCCGCCUUUCUACUGUGGAUUCGCCUGAAAUUGAUCCCGAGAGCGGCCAUGAAGAGGAUAAUCGGUCUAGUUCGGUGGCAUCAUCAGUGUUGGGGGGCCUGAACCGUGCACUUGGUGUCUUUUCUACUCCGUCGGGAUACUCCCCUCUUUCUUCUUUAGAUUCGUUUGAUCGUGAACCUGCAAUUGGUUUCGAGGGCAUCCUUGAUCGAGUUAAUGUAGAUCACAAUCGGGGGGCUACUUCGGAGAUUGAGAUGAUGUUGAGGAACCAGCCAAGUGGAGCUUCUUCUUCUUCUUCUCCUCCUCCUCCUCCUCCAGUACACUGAUCCUCGUCCGUUGCUCCACCUCCUCCUCCUCCUCCUCCUCCGCCAGUACACAGAUCCUCUUCCGUUGCUCCACCUCCUCCUCCUCCGCCAGUACACAGAUUCUCGUCUGUUGCUCCACCUCCUCCUCCUCCUCCGCCAGUACACAGAUCCUCGUCCGUUGCUCCACCUCCUCCUCCUCCUCCAGUACACAGAUCCUCGUCCGUUGCUCCACCUCCUCCUCCUCCUCCAGUACACAGAUCCUCGUCCGUUGCUCCACCUCCUCCUCCUCCUCCUCCUCCUCCGCCAGUACACAGAUCCUCGUCCGUUUCUUCACUGCAGUGAGUUGUUUUAAAUACUUUCCCUCUCCCUUCAAAGUCUCAAUUUUCAUUGGUUUCCUAUUUAAUUGUCUGCUUCUUCUUCUUCUUCUUCUUCUAGGUUGGCUGCCGGCAUUUGGAGUGAUAUUGACUUAUCAUCGGAUCAAGACGUAAAGACCACUUUCGCAUCUAAUUCGAGUGGGCCUAAGUAGCCGCCGCAACAAAUGAGGUGGUGGACUUGGUUUUAAGAUUUCUCAGAGACAUUUGUAUUUGUUUUUCCCUCAACUUUUCCCUCACUCAUCAUUGGAUCAUGAUCGUCAAUUUCACUCCAAGGAUGUGUUCCUUUGUCAAAAGAUCAUAGUAUAUAGUAUAGAUAUGCAUUUGUGAGAACAACAUCGUGCAUGAAGUAGAAGGUUUCUGUCUUUUUACCGAGUUGAGGAUCAUUGGAUCUAUUCCAUUGACUAGAAGCUCGAGCUUCCAUGCUCCCAUGUUCCACAAGUCUUCCUCCCUCCUGCUUGUGAAAGGAAACGCAUUGCUUCCCCAAAUCCACAUCAUGUGGAUGGCAUUGGGCCUGACUACCUUGCCUUGGGGAUCAAAUACCACAAGGAUGGCUUGUUCCUGAAGUGCCACUGUUCCCUAACGAACUUAACCACCGCAUCAACAAAGGGUGGUGCACUGUGUACCAUGGCAUUGCGGAUUGCAGGCUGUCGAACUUUGUUUCAUUGCGUUUGUCCACUGGAUCGAAGCAUCCACUAGAGGGACCCACACCACCUCGUACUGGCUGUCUAGCCUUGUCGAAUGGAGCCUCGACUCAUUUUAGAACUGCUCGAGGAUCGAGAGCUUGUCGUGGGAGAUGUUGGGGUCUGAUAUCAGUAGGACAUUCUUCCUUCUCGGCACUUCAAUGCUGACCUGUGCUCUCAAACUCCAAAAUUAACGACCUGAAGUAUGUUUCAUUUAACUAAUGAAAUUGAAAGACCUGGUUAACUAACCCUUCUCUUGGUAGAUCCACAAGUGGUUGCAUCUCAUCCUCAUAGUAAAUCAGGGCUUUCAGCACCUUCAAGUUGUCAAUGUGGAUCAUCUCAAACAUAUCCACCAGCAUUGUGUACUCUUCAAGGCUUCUCUUCUCAUCUGCAACUCGCAAAAAACAUUGUUGAGUAUUACAUGAAUGGUUCUUGAUACUAACAUCUAAGCUGAACCUUGCACAAGAAGCAAUCAAAAGAACCUAUGUGUUGGUGACAUGUAGCUAAAUCCUUCCUAAUAUGCUCAUGCAUCAUGCAUGUUGUUGAGCUUGUGUUCCAAUGUGGAAAGGCUCCCAUGACUUUGUAGUCGUAAGUGCAUACUUAGGAAGCAAGCUUCAAAGUAGGGAUGGCAACAAAAUCCGAAGCCAUGGGUACCCACCCGAUCCAACCCGGUCAACGCGGGUAAAAUCCGUGUUGACGGGUUUUGGGCCGGGUUUGGGUUUAAACCCACUACACUAUUCACCGGGUCGGGUUGGGUUUGGGUUUAGGUAAACCCGCUCCAUGGGUACCCGCCCACACACAUAUAAUUACUUUCCCGAUAUAUUUAAUAUUCUAAAUAAUAUAUCUUUCUUAAAUAA
This is a messenger RNA of Linum trigynum, 2827 nucleotides long. NCBI's taxonomy places the organism in Eukaryota, Viridiplantae, Streptophyta, Magnoliopsida, Malpighiales, Linaceae. The record is from the annotation of a GenBank genome assembly.